Messenger RNA from Kwoniella botswanensis, 1320 nucleotides. RefSeq lists its product as uncharacterized. Bases 1 to 1320 code for a protein of 439 amino acids. Gene Ontology annotation, biological process: 7-methylguanosine mRNA capping. NCBI's taxonomy places the organism in Eukaryota, Fungi, Basidiomycota, Tremellomycetes, Tremellales, Cryptococcaceae. Gene Ontology annotation, cellular component: mRNA capping enzyme complex. The transcript is spliced from 8 exons. The record is from RefSeq and is a predicted model, not a curated record. Gene Ontology annotation, molecular function: ATP binding; mRNA guanylyltransferase activity.
AUGCCAGCACAUACACCUAUCCCUUCCAUCCCAGGUAUCGAACUCACCGACCCCCAAAUAAAAGCCUUCUUGGCUCAGCGAGUAGCAGACCUAUGCGGAUUGAAUCAACCGAAGUUCCCAGGGUCUCAACCCGUUUCAUUUCAAACUUCGUCUUUGGACUUGCUGGAAUCGAAAGAUUUCUGGGUAUGUGAGAAAUCGGAUGGAGUGAGGAUAUUGGUGUUCAUCGUUAUGAAUGGGAUGACGGGUAAUCAGGAGGUUUGGCUGAUCGACAGGAAAGAACGGUACUUCAGUGUGCAAGACCUUCAUUUCCCACAUCACGAGAAUCGCGGUAAUCCCUUAGGCGAAACUAUAUUAGACGGUGAAUUGGUUAUAGAUAUAGAUCCAAAGACUGGAAGUGAGAUGUUACGAUUCUACGCAUUUGAUUGUUUGGUGAUCAAUGGGAACAAUAUAAUGAAGAGAUCUCUCUUAUCGCGUUACGGCCGAUUGAAAGAAUGGGUGAUAACGCCUUUCCAAAAAUCCUUAAGGGAUUUCCCAGAAUGGAAAGAUGCUUUACCCUUUGAGGUGGUUGCAAAGGAGCAAGAGUUGUCAUAUCAUUUAGGACACGUACUCAAAGUUCAUAUACCGAAAUUACAACAUGGUCACGAUGGGUUGAUCUUCACUUGUACAGAGACGGAGUAUGUUCCUGGAACGGAUGAGAAUAUCCUCAAAUGGAAACCACCUUCUGAAAAUUCGAUAGAUUUCAAGUUGGAGUUACGGUUCCCACCUUCCAUCUCAAACCACGACGAACCUGAUUAUUAUGCCAAACCUGAGUUCUUGCUGUAUACGUGGCUAGGUGGUGAAGAUUACGAAUAUUUCGAUAUGAUGGGUAUGGAAGAUGUCGAGUGGGAGAGGAUGAAAGAGUCGGGUGAACAACUCGAUGAUAGGAUAGUAGAAGUGACGUGGGAUACCGAAAAUGGAUAUUGGAAAAUGUUGAGAAUUCGGGACGAUAAGAAUAAUGGGAAUCACAAGUCGAUUGUCGAUAAGAUUUUGGUCAGUAUAGAAGAUGGAGUUGAACUUGAUGCGCUUUUAUCGAAGACGGACUCAAUCCGAACGGCUUGGAAAACGAGAGAACAACAGAGGAAAUCCGGUCAGCCCCCUCCACCUGCAUCUGCUCAACGUAGACCACCCCAAUCUCAAACUCAACAAGCUCACCCGCCUACACCUGGUGGAGCAGGUAGACAAGGCUAUCCUGUCACACCUGGAUCGAUGGGCUAUGGUGGUCAAAGUCAGCCUCAGGCUCAAGGCCAGAAUCAGGGUUUGGUAGCUGGACUGAAAAGGUGA